AUGUCCUACUCCAACGAGUCCUGCGGCAUCAGCUGCCCCCAGCCCAUCGCCGAGAGCUCCAAUGAGCCGUGUGUGCAGCAGUGUCCUGACUCCAGAGCCCUGAUCCUGCCCCCGCCGGUGGUGGUGACCAUCCCGGGCCCUGUGCUCAGCACCUUCCCCCAGGAGAGCGUUGUGGGAUCGUCGGGCCCAGCCUUGCCGGGGCGUUCCUUCAGUUCCCGCAGCUCCCAGGGCUACGGGGGCUCCUUUGGGCUGGGAGGUUCAGGGGGUUAUGGGGGUUAUGGGAGCUCCCUUGGCUAUGGGGGCUAUGGGGGCUCCCGGGGCUAUGGGGGUUUCUCAGGCUAUGGGGGCUCCCUCGGGGGCUAUGGGGGCUCCCGGGGCUAUGGGGGCUCCUUUGGCCUGGGAAGCUGUGGGGGCUAUGGGGGCUGGGGUUAUGGGGGCUCCCUCGGGGGCUAUGGGGGCUCCCUUGGGGGCUAUGGAGGCUCCUUUGGCAAUUGCGGGAGGUCCUACAGCUCCGGCUUCUCCUCACGGGGCCUGGGCUAUUCCCUGCCUGGCUCCCAGAGAUGGAGCAGGUCCCGCCGCGGGAGCUGUGGGGUUUUCUAA
Melospiza georgiana is the source of this 600-nucleotide messenger RNA. RefSeq names its product scale keratin-like. Gene Ontology annotation, molecular function: structural constituent of cytoskeleton. The coding region runs from base 1 to 600 and encodes 199 amino acids. The record is from RefSeq and is a predicted model, not a curated record. Gene Ontology annotation, cellular component: intermediate filament. The transcript is spliced from 3 exons. Lineage: Eukaryota; Metazoa; Chordata; Aves; Passeriformes; Passerellidae.